This is a messenger RNA of Dracunculus medinensis (Guinea worm), 744 nucleotides long. NCBI's taxonomy places the organism in Eukaryota, Metazoa, Nematoda, Chromadorea, Rhabditida, Dracunculidae. The record is from the annotation of a GenBank genome assembly.
AUGUUGUUAUGGUACUUCGAAUCAAUUAAUGUCGAUUUUUUCUGGCAAAAAAAGAGAUCGAAUUUUUCAGGACGAACAAAGACCACUGCUGACUAUCAUAGUUCUAGUUUCUGGGGUGGUGGGAGGGCUUAUCAUCGUUAUCACAAUCGUAUAUAUUUAUCGCUUAUGCCUCAAGAAACAACCGGAAAACCUGAACAUAAACGAGAUCAUAUCAAAAGCCAGGCAAUGAGCCAAUGUCGACCUCUACCAUUUUCCAGUCAAGUUCAAACAAUCAAUCAGUAUCCUUCUGUGCCUUCCGAAUAUAUGAAUAUUCAUCCUCAGAUUGAUUCCGAUGGUUCCAUUUCCAGUGAAAAUAGGUCAAUGAUAGAAGUACAAAAAAUUGGAGACGAUAAUAACAAUCGACAAUUCCAACGUAGAAUUCCAGCAAUUAUUGAAAGCAAUAUUGACGAUGAGGUGGAUUCAAAAUUAAAUAAACAUGACUGGAGAUCGGCCUUAAAACUAACUAAUGGCACACUUAAUCAUCCACCGUAUUUUGAGAAAGAGCGUGAAUACGGUAUGAAUGUGGCAGGUAAUUUUCUACAAGUGAAGGAUCUUCCGUCACGCACACAUAGCGCAGAAAUGCUGCUUGCUGUGCCAAGUGAUGAAGAAAGGCGACGAGCAUCGCUUGAUUUCUACCAAAGACUUACUCAACGAAGAAAACUUCCAAAUAUUGAGCAUCUACAAAGAAGACAGUUAAUAGAGUAA